Messenger RNA from Synchiropus splendidus (mandarinfish), 4669 nucleotides. RefSeq names its product V-set and transmembrane domain containing 2A (gene vstm2a). The record is from RefSeq and is a predicted model, not a curated record. NCBI's taxonomy places the organism in Eukaryota, Metazoa, Chordata, Actinopteri, Syngnathiformes, Callionymidae. Bases 322 to 1029 code for a protein of 235 amino acids. The transcript has 5 exons.
UGGACUGACGUAUCUCCAGCAGCAGACGCUGAACACUGCAGCCCGCUUUAUUCCCAGACUUGAGUGCAGCAGGAGCGUCGACACUCUCUCCCGCGGAGGACGGGAAAAUAACUUAAACAACGUGCCGCUGUAGUUCUCUUCGUUUCCCUCCACCAUGUUCCGUCUCUGGCAAACCCCGUUUAAACACUCCGAUCCAGCUGCUGCGUGAUUCUACUCUUCUUCUUUUUUUUUUUUUCAUUUCAAUUGUUGCUGGCUUUCACCGCAAAGAUUCGCGUCUUUCCCCUUUGGCUUAAAAACAAGAAGAGCUGCUCGAAACCUGGAAUGAUGUGGACCUCUCACGAUACCGCUGGAUUUGUUUUCUUAACUGCCUUUUGCGUGCAAUUCGGAUUCUCGUUCGAAGGUCGCUUCACGGAUCUCCCCUCCAACAUGACUGUCAAAGAAGGACAAAACAUAGAAAUGGCGUGUGCGUUCCAGAGCGGAACCGCGUCGGUUUAUUUGGAGAUCCAGUGGUGGUUUGUCAAAGCACCAGAGCCCACUGACAAUGAGGAUGAAGUCGAAGCAGAAGAGAUGGAAUUGACAUCAGAGUUCAACUACGACGACGAAGGAACAAAAAUAAGUACAGUGAAAGUCCAGGGCAAUGACAUCUCACACAAGCUACAGAUCUCCAGAGUCAGCAAGAGUGACGAAGGCUUAUACGAGUGCAGGGUGACACGAGCCAACUACGGAGAGAUUGUGGAGUAUAAAGCCCAGGCGUGGUUGAAGGUCAACGCCACUGCCAGGCCUCGACGGCCUCUGCCACCUCAGAAGAAGAGUUCCCCAUUACACCUGACAGACAAGAAGCCGAGAAAGUCCAGCUCACCGCUGGGCCAGGAGAACAUGAGCUCGGACCAGAGGGUCUCCUCCACAUCCUCUUCCCAAGCAUCCUCCAACACAAAACACAACUCUGGCUCAGGUACAAGAAUAUCAAGCAGCCAUGGACUGGCUAUCAUCCUUCUGGCUUGCCUGCUGGUGAGGGAUGCCUUGUUAUAAUUGAGGAACUGACAUGACCCGUGGCUCCGAUCUCACAUUCUUCGUUUGCUCUUAAAGUGAACAUGCAAAUUUGCCUGUAUAAACCCCCCCGACCCAGCACCCCUACCCACCCCCACCCCCUCACCCUCUACGGCGUACGGACAGCACAGUUUCCCCUCAUUUUGUCGGCCAUUUCUGUAUUUGCACCGGGCACAUUGCCAUCAGCACCUUCGAGCGCCACUCACCCAUGAUAAGCUGGAAUAACUUUUGUACAGAUGACAACCAGACACAAAACUGAACUCUGUCAGAGAAAACUCAUAGAAGAAUGAGUUCAAUAUGGUUUUGCUGUUUUCUGUCCUGUGUUCCUUGCUCAAAUGUCAAACUUUUACAAGACGCACAUAUAUAUAUAUAGAUGUAUACAUAUAUAUAUAUAUACAUCUGCAUCUUGCAAAUAGCUAAAGUUAUUGUAUGUGCUGUAAAAAUAGUCAACAUCUUUGAACUUCAAUGUGAACAUGCCCUUUCAAAGACUAACAAGACAAAGAUAUUAAGCUACAUGUUAAUUCCGACUGUUAACAUUAGCCAUCGGGUUGGUCAUUUGUGUCAUUCUUUCCUGAUGUGCAUAAAUAAACAUCUUGUCAGUGCUACAUAUAAAAGGUGUGCAUGCUAUGGAAUCGAAGGCUAAAGGAGGCGUCAUGAACAUGGACAGGAAUCUGCAGAAGGAGUUCAGUGUUACAGUAUGUUGACUUUAGCUUUAUUUUGAUGUGCUAGCUUCUGUUGUGUAAAGAAAUUGAACUGACCUUUGUCCUUUCAUUUGUAUUGCAUCCUAGUAGGAAUAAAAUGAAUGUCACACACUUUGACUCAUCCAAAAUUCUGCCCAUUGGAUAGACAAAAACGCGUUGCAAUAUUCCUCGCACACACUGUUAAUGAGAGAGAGAUUUUAGAGUUGUGGAUAAUAAGGUUUGAAUUGUUUCCCCCCAACAGCUGCAGUGGUUGUAACACACAUCCUCAUUGCUUUGGCACCAUAUCGAUGUUGGGAAAGUGGACUUUUGUGUCCUAUACUGACGUUGAAGGCAGCUAUUAGGUUUUCCAUUGAAACACCUUCUGCAGCAUAUCGCGAUACAACGUAAAACAAAGAUGGCACUUGGGUUCAGGUAAGCCAUUGGAUGGCUGUCCAGUCAUUCUUCAUAUGAUGAAGUGUUUGCUGACAUCCAAAGCAAGUCAGCGAAGAGAGAUUCUGAACGUCUCCACCGCGCGCCCGCUACAGGGUCCCCGUCUUGGGUAGCAAAGUGUUUUGUACACCAUUGAAAUGCCAAUGCGUCAACAAGGUUUCCUUUGUCGUCACAAUAGGAAACAAAAGUCCACUUUUUUUAGCAUCCGUAUAUCACGCCAUGGGAGUGAGGAUGGGUUGGUUUAAUAAGGCUUAUGACAAUCAUACAUCAACAAAUGAUACCAGGCAUCCAUCACUUCAGUUGUCGAUCAAACAUAUUUGAAAGAAUCAGAAGUGUAAUCUAAAGUUCACCCAGAGUGGUCACUUGUGUAUACUUCACCACGCAAGAGAGGUUUGAAUAUCUUUAAGAAGCUCUCAAUAAAUGCUAUGGAUGUACGGAAUGUAAAAUGUAAUGUAAAAUGAAAUGCAAAACUGUGUUGUAAUUACACAAGCGGUAGUUAGUAGUUACACUCACCCAGUGCUUACACUCUCUGGUCACAGGCAUAUCUGCAGUUCCUUAUUUCAUUCUUCAUUCCUUCUCAUUUCUUAAAGGUGGCAAUACUGAAAUCUAUGAUGACUACUGCAACGUGCUGUUGUGAUACCAAACACUGGAAUAGUUGGAUCAGGAUUCACACAUUAGCAGGGAUCACGCAGGUUAGAGUCACUGAAUAGCAAAACAAGUCUAGUGUUUAGUCUUAGUGAUGGUGUAUGAAACAACUGCAAAGGGUUUCAUGGCAACAUGUGUUUGAAGCCACAGUCGUGACCUUUGGAGGUACUCAUUCGCAAACAAAAAUGGGGCUCACAGAACAAAAACAGGGAACAGAGCAGUUUAGCAAUUCUUUGGAUUAUUUUUUACAGCUCAUGCUAGGUAGCUUUAGUGACUCGAAUAAAACUCCUAAACUGAUCUUUGCCUUUAUAAUUUCAUUGGCAUGGAUUGCAUUCGAGCAUCCCAUUGAAGGUUCCACAGCACUUUUGUUUAACAUUCAUCAGCAUUUGCCAAAAACUGAAGCGUUGGCUCGUGUUCUAGCCGUGAUGUCAAGCUCCGCUUGCUUCAGGUUCCAUCGGCCAGUGUGAUGCCCAAAUGAGCGGGUUUGUCUGCCAAUACCUUUGGCGCUUUAAUUUGCUGAUCACACUGAGAGAGCAUAUUUAAAACGCACAGCUAUUUCACUCUUUAAAUUGUUCGCGCCGCACACUUGCAAAAACGCCUUUGCUGCUUACAUCGCACUCUUACCAUGCUUUUUUAUGUCCCCGAAAGUGGUGGAUGUAGGGUGAAAUUCCAACCAGAUAUUCAAAAAAAAAAAAAAAAAGUGAAGCAGACUGGCAACAUCAAAAUUUAAUAUGUAUUUACAAAAUACUAUUUCUCAUAAAUUAGACUCAUUGAGAAAAUAAUGUGUGUAAAAGUCUCAGUGGCAGUUCAGUCGUGUCUCUUUCCUUUUGUCGUCAUAAGUUUUUCAGUUAUCAACGUGGUAGCAGUGCCUGAAGCACUCGUACCAAGCUAAGUACUCUCUUAGCACAGCUUGAACUGUGGACAUAUAUGAACCUGUUCAUUCAGCACUCCAGUUCAAAGGCUAAUAACGGGGUUUGGGCACCGCGGCACCGAUGUCUGGUCAUCAGCAGCAUCCAGCUUUUAAGGACAGAGUGCAUCUUGGUCUAAUCCUUCUGCUUCUCAAUAAACCCAAGGUGUAUUUCCACAGUACAUCCACUGUUAUAUAUUAUAAAUAUAAAAUACAUAUAUAGAAAUAUAUUAAUACCUCUGGAAAUGGCUUUUAAAUAGAUGAGUGUUAUAUGUUACAGAUGAAUGAGGACUUAUUUUGGGAUUUAAAAAUGGUAUUUGAAUUUAAAAAAAAAAAAAAGAAAAAGCUACAAAUGUACAACCUGUAAAUGAAAUAAUCAGCAUGUUAAUAUGAAAAGAAUUUAAAAAGGCAAAGGCCAAUGUUGUUAUGUACUUGUAACAAUGGUGUCAUGUUUUCAUAUUUAAGUGUUAACAAGUGGGGUUUUUAACCGAAAACCAACAACGGUAUUGAAAAUGUUUAACCAUCAUCUCUUUUUAAAGUUCCCACCUACGAGAGGAAGAGAACAAUGAUUGAUUUUGCAGUUGAGGGAUGAGAAAUGGAGGGAUUCAGGUCAAACUGUGGAAAGCUUCGUCCCAUCCACGAAGGGAAGGUUCCGAAAAGCAGGGAUUCAGAACUCAUCACGCCAAAAGAAGUGUCUUCACGUGUCUGAAAUAACUUGUCACUAUUUCAUUUGUUUUUCUUUUUGUAUUUGUAUGACAUGAAGAUGCAGUCCUGUCUGUUUUACUGAGCUGUCGAAAAAUAUAAUGGAUUCUAUUUCUCUUUUCUUUGGUAUUGUUUGAGUCCUCUGUAAUGAAACAUUGCAACCGUUUGUAUAAUAAUGACAGUAUCAGAGUAAUAUUUAAAUAAACCAUUUUCACAGAUGAAAUUACAAUAUUGAUAA